AUGAAACCCACAACCAGCAGAAGGCUGCAUGCAUCGGGCCGCCAACCACAGCCGCCAGACGAGCCGCAAAGGCCGCCACACUUCCGGCCACCCCCGGAAGCACGACCUCGGGUGCACCCGAAUACAACCGGGGCGCACCAGUUACAUGCGAUAAGUACAGACGACACCGUGUCAGCUGCCCGAACUCGCCCUAGGACGCCGCUCAGCACAAACGCCUGGAAGCUCACGACCAACAGGCGAGCCCCAACGCCACGUGAAGCAGACCACGAAGCUGGUGCUGCGACAGAGCCGCGCGCCGCCCAAACCUCGACGCACCCAGCAGUCCAAGCGAAGGCCCAGGUAACGCUCUCCGCCAAACAAAGAGACCUGACGACUGCAGCUUCGCUCCAACUCGUCAAGCGAGGCACGGCAACGAGUACCGUCAGAGCGGAAGCCAGUACCACGAAGCCACUCGCAGAGAAGGCGCAAAAAGCACCCGCCACAGCAACGCCGGCGUGCUCGAACGACAACGGGGCGUCUGCCCCAACAACUGCCACGACCAACGUCGAGACGACGCCGCCUCACCCAAAAGCGACACCAACCCCGACCACGACCCGACCUCCAAUUGCCGAGAUCAGCGCACGACCGGUCACGCCUGACACAUCGCACCAAGAAGUGACACCGGUGACCGAAAUCCCAGGGUUCCUGGAAGGGCUGGUAAUGACACUGCAGCACUUUAUCAAGCGCUCCAAGCGAACGCUAUUCUUACCAAAGGCAUCACCGCUGGGUGAUGCCAAUGCUCGCGAUGGCACUGCCGUAACCGCGUCUAGAACACGCGGCGUUACUACCGCUGCCUGCACACCGUUGGACAUCGUUACGAGAACGCUAAUAAGCAACGCCAAGGGAGUUGCGAACCAGAGGGAAGUCACCGUUGUGCGGAUCGCCGCCGUACACAUUGCCGCUGUACAAGUCACCGUGCAGAUCACCGCAGUACGCAUUGCCGCUGUACAAGGCACCGUAGCAGAUCACCGCAGUACGCAUUGCGCUGUACCAGUCACCGUGCAGAUCACCGCAGUACACAUUGCCCCUGUACAAGUCACCGUGCAGAUCACCGCAGUACGCAUUGCCGCUGUACAAGUCACCGUUGCAGAUCACCGCAGUACGCAUUGCCGCUGUACACUUCAUCUAUUGAAUUAA
Messenger RNA from Bactrocera neohumeralis, 1176 nucleotides. RefSeq lists its product as uncharacterized. The record is from RefSeq and is a predicted model, not a curated record. Lineage: Eukaryota; Metazoa; Arthropoda; Insecta; Diptera; Tephritidae. The transcript has 3 exons. The coding region runs from base 1 to 1176 and encodes 391 amino acids.